CUCCUUACAGGUUCUUGUGACUGCAUAAAGGAAACAGCUAUAACCUUGAUUUUUCUCAUUGAAGGUUAAAAUUACUGUGUAAGUAUUGUCCACUUCAGGUUUGUUGACAAAAGGAUGAAUUCUUCAGCUGAUAAGACUGUUUGUAGACUGUUUGAAGUCCCAUCAUAAGUAACGUUCCAGUCAGAGGUCUUCCUGACCAAGAUUUAAAGCUUUCCUGUCGAAGAGUUGUACUGUGUAUAUAUAUAUCUGUAAGGCAUUCAGUAAAAUAUCUUUACCUAGUGGAAGUGGGUGAACCUUACAUUUCAAUUUAGCACUGAGAAUUUUACUGUGCUGUGAAUGGUCGUGGGAGACACGUGCGUGUAAACUACCUGAUUCACAACAUUACGUGGGAAGAUUUAUCGGUGCACGGCAAGAAUUUGUCACUGCUGAAAACAUUCUUGGUUUUUAUAUUUUACAGUAACAGUGUGGUAUGUUUUAAGGGAAAUGGUAUUAUUGAUGCAGGAUGUGCGCACUUUACCAAGCUCGCUGGGGCUUGAACCUAUCUGAGAUUGUGUUCAAAGGAUUGUUCAGAGGAUAAUCGUUGAAGAUAGGCAAACAUUUUAAAAGGUUAAAUGAAAUGCCUUAUAACUUGAAAAUAUGUGGUUUUGAACUGUUAGUUCAACAAAGAGGUCAUAUCCGAUAAAAAGGAAGUGUCAUUUUAGAAUAUUGAAUUAUUUCUGUGUAUAUAACUGUAUCAAAGAUCUGUAGCUCUGGAUUCUAAGGAUAUAUUGUUUUUUAAUGAAAAAUCGUAGAUGUUAGCAGACAGCCGUUUGCCAGACAAAAUUACGAUGUUCCACAGUGUGUAGACCCAACAUGUAGACCUAUUGAACUGUGCGUGUGAGAGUCCGUACAAUUUCAGACUCGGCUGCAGCAGAAUCAAUUAUCGUCACAAACAUGUUAGUGACCCUACGGCACAACGGACUAUGUUUUUGUGGCCGUAAGUACCAGGAUAGAAAUACCCAACAGAGAUUAUAUAUCUUUACCAACGGACAGACGGACCACCCAGAACGCCGGGACGAAGGGAGCCAUGAUGACCAAGCUAACAUUUCCCUGGUGGAGUACCGCGCCCUUCAGAGGGAGUUGGACGAGAGAAACACACAACGGGAUGAACUCCUGUUCAAAGUCAAGACACUCACUGACAAGACCAAGCACUACAAGUCCCGACUGGAGCGGGAGGAGAGUACCAAGAGACAGCACAUGAAGAUCCUAUGUAAAACCCAGGAGACACAGCUUCAGGAGAAGGAGAACCUCAUCAGUAACCUACAGGGACUACUGGAGGAGAAUGAGGCCCGGGUACAGCAGCUGGAGCAAGGUCCAGUGAAAUGCCGACCCUUGGGUGACAACAACAACAUCCCCCACACUGGUGGAAGGACCACUAUGAGGCUAAUUGAGGAGGUGAAGCGACUUCAGGGGGAGAAAGUGGAUCUCACCCGUCGCUUGGAGGAACAGAUACAGCUCUUUACAGUUCCAAAUCCUGAGGGCAAGGAAGUGGGGCAGGAGCCCCAGGGGCCGGGUGGAGAACAUGGUCUGGGGCUGGAUAAAACUGUAACCGACCUACAGAAAGAGAACCAUGACCUCCGAGACACCAUAGAUAGGCUCCAUAAAAGUGGCCAGUCAUCAGACACUGGACCCUGCACAACAGACACAGAGAAACAGGUGGAUAAACUGCAGGGAGAGAAUGACCGCCUCCAGGAGGAAAUGACUGACCUAAAGCAAGUCUACAGCCAGUCCACAGACAUGGUCAAACAGGGAGCCAAGCAAUACCAGCAACUUGAUGAAGAGGUAUCCAAAUUGAGACAAAAGAUCACCACACUGGAGAACCAGCUCACGAGGAAAUCUGAGGAACUCGCCACACUACAAAACAAACACCGUCAAGAGCAGACAACUCUCAGAAGUGAAAGUCAGGCCACGGCACGUAAAAUGAGGGAGCUGCAAGCUGAGCUGACAGCAUUACAUGCAAAGGAGCCAGAGGUGAUCACCAAGAUAAAGCGUGUGGAGGUACAGACAGAGUCGGAGGACCUGAAGAGAAACUACUCUAGGUGUCAGGAAGAAAAGGCACUGCUACAGACAGAGGUAGAGGGACUACAACUAGAAGUCACAGAAGUCAGGGGCCAGCUGCAGGAAGCCUGCAGGCAAUGUCAAGAGAAGAUGCAUGAGAUGACCAGAUUGGAACAGGAAACUGAGACAGUCACACGGGAGCUGAUGGAUGAGAUAGACAGUGUGAGGAAGGAAAAGGAAGAAGCUGUUCGGUCAGUCAGACAUGACCUGGAGCUUGAGCUAGCUACAUUGCGUAUGAAGUACCAGGAUGUGUGUCUGCGUGUGGAGCAGCUCAAGCCAAUUAUGGUCCAACUAGUGCGCGAGUAUGUUCUACUACAAAAACAGGCCAAGAAAUUUCCAACAGUCAUAAAGGAAACCGUGUCUCAGGUCAAAAAAGAGACAACCAGAGCCAUCCGAGGCAUCAACGACUAUAACCAGGAGUUGAUCAAGAAAUACCACAGGGAGAUGGCUCUCAGGAAGAAGUUCCACAACGAACUUGUGGAACUAAAAGGAAACAUUCGUGUGUUUUGUCGUGUACGACCAAAGAUCUCUGAAGAUGGUCAUGGGACCAUGUCCCAGUCGGUGGUAACUUAUGACCAGGAUGACGAUGGACUUAUCCAUGUCAACAACAAGGGCCGCAGUCAGACGUUUGAGGUUGAUAGGGUGUUCACAGAAACCAGUACACAGAUACAGGUGUUUAACGAAGUGCAGUCUUUAGUAACGUCGUGUAUAGAUGGGUACAAUGUAUGUAUCUUUGCCUACGGACAGACAGGCUCUGGGAAGACUUAUACCAUGGAGGGUCCACCUGACGAUGCUGGCAUCAACCAGAGGGCACUCAGAGAGCUGUUCAGGGAGACCUCCAGUCGUGGAUGUGAUUGGACCUACAAAAUCACUGUCACCGUCCUAGAAAUCUAUAAUGAGGUUAUAAGAGAUUUGUUGGUUACUGGUGAUGACACAUAUACCAAACUUGAUAUUAAGAUGAACACAGACGGUCAGCUACAUGUGCCAGGCCUGUGUGUUAAGGAAGUACAGUCAGUGGAGGAUGUCAACAGGGUAUUUGCAACAGGCCAAAAGAACAGAGCAACAGCAACUACCAACAUGAAUGAGCAUUCGUCUAGAUCACAUGCACUCCUGUGUGUGACAGUUGCUGGUGUCAACAAGACAACUAAUGUUCAGAGUACAGGAAAGCUGAACCUGGUGGACCUGGCAGGGUCAGAACGAGUGAGUAAGUCUGGUGCAGACGGGACGAGACUGAAGGAGGCCCAGAGUAUCAACAAAUCUCUGUCCUCCCUAGGGGAUGUGAUUCACGCCCUGCGAAGUAGACAGAGUCAUGUGCCUUACCGCAACUCUCGGCUCACUUAUCUACUGCAGGACUCCCUAGGUGGAGACAGUAAGACACUCAUGAUCGUCCAGGUGGCACCAGUGGAAAAGAAUCAAAGUGAGACUGUAUGUAGUCUCAACUUUGCCCAACGAGUCCGAACUGUUGAACUUGGCCAAGCCAGUCGACGCUUGGAGAACGGAGACACAGAGGGAGACUAUGCUCAUAGUCCCAUGAUGAAGUCCUCGACCCCUUCCAGGAAUGGAGGCACCCCUUCACGCUCUGCCCACCUGACACCGUCCCGCUCUGGAGUGUCGACCCCACCCAGGUCUGGCACUACCCCUCUUAUGUCCUUUAACCGUUCCACUCCUUUGGGAUCUGCCUCGAGGCCAAAGAUAGCAAAGGUUGCUAGCAAACUCAACCUUUAACAGAAGAAAUCUAUAGUGAACUUGCUGAACUGCUACAGUAUUUCAGUGUAAAACCCUUUAAGAUACAGUUAUCAAGGAAUGGACUCUCAAAUAUAGGUGGAUUCAUUGCUUGCUGCAGUAAUCAUGAACUUGAUAUUUCAGACUUGAGGAAAAAACAUCAGACAAUUGACUUUUUGGUAAAGAAGAAUAAUACAGUGGAUGUUUUGUUGGAAAUGUUCAUUGAUAUACAGAGAUUGUGAUAUAAUCGUUACGAUAAUCAUGUGAUAAGGUCGUCUUAUUGACCUAAUGUGAUAUCUUUGAAACUCAUGUGAUUUGUAUUUCUGUAGAGUGACUGCUGCUGAAGUAUAGUUUGCUGGUCCUGUAGAGAAUAUGUUUUGUGUAUACGGGUUAAAUGUCUCUACUUCACUUAAUAGCCAUCGCAUGGUCUGUUGAAAUUCUGAUGGAGCUACUUUCUUGAUUACAAGAUGAAUAUUCAACAGAAUUUUACAAAUUAAACUAUCUUCUGAAUGUACUUUAAUUCUAACGUAAUUGAAACCAUUUUUUUCUGUUCCUUCUUCCUUUCCUUUUCUUUUAUUAAUGUUUACAUAUUACCAUAAACAUACAAUUCUCAGUUUUUACAAAUACACUUAGAAACUUCCUCGUGUGGAGACACUAAUAUCCUUUUGAUUUUCUUUUAUAAAAGCUUUUUUAAAGUAUGUGGUAACCUGGCUUUUUCUGAUUUUUUUCCCCCAUGACAUCUACAUGUACUAGUAAAGUAUCUGUACUGUUUCCCAGAUUAUCUUCGUUUGUAUUGAUCUGGUUCCACACUAAGUAUGAUCUCAUGGAGUAAUUUUGUGUUCAAGUUAAAUUUAUCAGAAAAUAGUGAUACAUUUCCUUUAUUUUGAUUUUGCCAGAUCUUAUAUUUGUUUUUCAAAUUUUGAAGUAAUCAUACAGAUUUCUACAACUCUCUUAUGUCAAAUAAUCAGAAAAAUGGAUCAAGAUACCUGAAAUAAUAUGUUAGUACCCUGUCAGAUUAGUAAUAAAUGUAUAGAGAUUGUGAUAUAAUCACAAUAUAAAUGUACAUAUAUUGAUGGGUCAAAAUAUUAUCUUUACUAUACAGACAAAUUUGUAGGUAACUUUAAAGAAUUAAAAUCACUACAGAGGUGUGAUUUGAAUGCAUAAAGUGUGGAACAUUUUCACAUUAAAUUGCUGAGUGUAUUCUGCAUCAGACCUUUUUCAAAUCAAAGGUUCAAGAAAACUGCAAAUUUUCCGGUAUGUUUUUAGGUUUAAGAUAACAAUAGCCUAGAUGAAUGGAAUCUGGAUCAUUAUAAAACUUGUAAGACAUUCUAGGUUAAAGGGAGGUAAUCCAGCAGUAACUGUAACAGUUACAAGGGCCCAGUUGUUCAAAGCAGGCCAUGGCAAUUACAAAACAUUUUGAUCUAGCAUAUUUUCAAAAGGUUUGAAAU
Molecule: messenger RNA, 5267 nt
Organism: Mizuhopecten yessoensis (Yesso scallop)
Lineage: Eukaryota; Metazoa; Mollusca; Bivalvia; Pectinida; Pectinidae
Product: kinesin-like protein KIFC3
Exons: 17
Coding region: 934-3822 (962 amino acids)
Biological process (GO): microtubule-based movement
Molecular function (GO): microtubule binding; microtubule motor activity; ATP binding
Source: RefSeq, a predicted model, not a curated record